UUAGCGUGUCACCGAAUAUGCCCUCCCCCGAGGAAGAGGAGAGAAUCGCAGAGAGAGGGGGGCGGGGAGGGGGAAAUUGUAUCCUCGGGAACUCUGAAUCGCGGCAAUGGAAUCCAAGGCGCGAGUAGUAAUUCCAUCCUCCUCCUCUCUCUCCCUCCUCCUCUCCUCUCUCUCGCGCGGCCGGAGUAAUAUAUAGAGGGGAUGAGGGCUUGGAUUCGUUUCGCGAUGCCCUACGGCAAUUCCUCGCGCGCUUGUUCUUCCUGUUCUCCUUCGUAUUCUUGCGCUAGAUCGGCGCUGCGAUAGCAAGAAUUGGGGUGAGAAUCGGCAAUGCGGGAAACAGAGUGGGGUGUUUGACCACCGCUCUCCUCUCUCUUUUUUAUUCCUUGAUUGAUCCCCUCUCUUUCAAUCUCUCUCGCUUUCUCACAAUAUCACGGCAGCUGGGUCCGUGAUCCACGGCGGCCUCCUCUAGCGCGUCGAUUUCGUGUGGCCGGCCAGCGCAAUUCUCCCUCUCCCCCUUCCAAUCGCGCCAUUGGGGUUCUUGGUGGAAUUUCUCGCCAUUGCUGUUCUUGCGCUAAUGGUUAUAAUCGACCAACGCGUCUCUUCUAUGUCACCGUGGAGGCCAGAUCGUCGCGGCUCAAGAAUUGGUAGCUUCAGAUCUCCCAGGAUCCAGGGAUCAUCGCCACAAUUCCAGGUAAAUCACUGAGACUUCUUGUUUAGAGAAUCUACACGUACCACUACUACUACUACUACUACUGCUACUGCUCCGACUACUACUUCUCCGCCGAGAAUUUUUUUCUUCGAUCGACUGCAUCAUCCUUCUUCAUCAGCCAUACAUACAGUCUCGUCGGUUGAGUCGGCCCAUCAGAAACUAGAAAUUCUUCGCCAGCCAUCGCAGAUCUUCUCACCAGCCAGUCCAAAAAUACUUCCUUACGCCUCCCAAAAAUUUAACGCGCAGAGCAUCAUUCAAGUCCGACCGCUACAGAUCAAAUUCUUCUUCUUCCCGAGAGUCAAGUUCUAUAAAGAGCUCCCCUUGAAACGAUGGAUUGUGAAUCCAUCAAGCAAAUGGAAGCUCUCUUAGAACAAGCCGAUGAGCCUCUCCAGCGAUCUUUCCAGAAUAUGCAUCAAGGAUUCAAGGAAAAUAAUCUGGAGCGCUUUCUGCGAGCGCGGGAAGGCAAUGUCGUCAAAGCCAACAAGAUGCUUGUGGAUUCCUUAAAUUGGAGAGUAAGCAACGACAUCGACGACAUUCUCUCUAAACCGAUUGAGCCGAAAGAAUUGUACGAUGAAAUCCGAGAAUCACAGCUUGUUGGCAUGUCCGGAUUCGACAAGCAGGGUAGACCUGUCUUUGCUAUCGGAGUAGGACAUAGUGGCUACGAUAGAGCACCGCUUGACAAGUAUGUACAAUCGCACAUUCAGAUUAACGAAUACCGUGACCGUGUUGUUCUUCCAGCUGCGUCAAGGCAAUUGGGACGAUACGUAGGCUCGUGUUUGAAGAUUCUUGACAUGACUGGCCUCAAGCUAUCAGCUUUGAACCGGAUCAAGAUCUUGACGGUCAUUUCAACCAUCGAUGAUCUAAACUAUCCCGAGAAAACGGACGCGUACUACAUUGUCAAUGCUCCUUACGUUUUCACUGCGUGCUGGAAGGCUGUCAAACCAUUGCUGCAAGAACGCACGAAGAAAAAGAUCAAAGUUUUGCAAGGCUCGGGUAGAGAAGAGCUCCUUAAGGUCAUGGAUGCGAGUGUCAUUCCAGAGUUUUGCCGGCCAUCCAAAGAAUCGAGAGGGAAAACCACGCCGAUAGAGCCCAGCACUAGCUGCUUCUCAUCGUCACAUCCUUUUCACAUAGAGCUAUGGAGCUACAUCAAGCAGCGAGCUCUCGAGUCCCAAUCCAGGAAGUGUGGGCCAGCUCCAACUCUCUCUUUUCACGUCAAAGUCCCAGACAAAGCCUCGGAGGAGAGCUCGGAAGUCGUCCAGAUCAUCGAGUCGACGCUAGAGCACUUAAAUCUGGACGAGGAUGGUAGCGUUAGUGGUAAUGGUAGCACCAGCGGCAGUAACCAUGGUAGCAGCCACCAUGGUACCGACGACGAAGCAAGCAGCAAAGCUCGAGAGUGAGCAAAAAAUUUUCCCCAUCUUUCUCAAUUUCUUUUUCUUGCUUUUGACACCAACAAUGGUGAAGAAAGCCUUUAGAGCAAACACAAAAAUUUUCCAGCGUCU
Selaginella moellendorffii is the source of this 2208-nucleotide messenger RNA. Its product is annotated as phosphatidylinositol/phosphatidylcholine transfer protein SFH2. The transcript has 11 exons. Bases 1039 to 2106 code for a protein of 355 amino acids. The record is from RefSeq and is a predicted model, not a curated record. NCBI's taxonomy places the organism in Eukaryota, Viridiplantae, Streptophyta, Lycopodiopsida, Selaginellales, Selaginellaceae.